Laetiporus sulphureus 93-53 is the source of this 1130-nucleotide messenger RNA. RefSeq lists its product as uncharacterized. Bases 317 to 907 code for a protein of 196 amino acids. NCBI's taxonomy places the organism in Eukaryota, Fungi, Basidiomycota, Agaricomycetes, Polyporales, Laetiporaceae. The record is from RefSeq and is a predicted model, not a curated record. The transcript has 5 exons.
GUUAGAUAGCUUCAAGUGGGAAGCCGUAGUGAUUUACCGACCAGAAACAUCGAGUAGACUCCAAAUACACAUACUGCGAGUCUGAAGCUUGACGAGGGCUUACGGUGUGGAAGUGAUGAUUGCAAGGAAAGUCAAGAGCUGUGUAGGCAGUUCACGCGUCGACGUGUCGCGUCGAUCAUGCGAUGAUGAAAACGUGGGCGAAUCAAAUCCUUGAUCAAUCCUCCAACCUUUGGUCUCGAGUCUCGACAGUGCCUUCAUCGUCUCAGACGGUCUAUAGUUUCCUCAACUACUUCGCUGCGAUUAUAAGGCUCUGAGGAUGGAAGACGAGGUCAUUUGGCAAGAUGACCCAAAAGUAUUGCAGGAGUCAGAGUGGUCGAGGUUGUCUUCGAACUUCACGACUGCCGGGUACCGCGAGGGAAUCACGGCUGGCAAGGAAUCUGCCCUGCAGCAGGGAUUUAACGAAGGAUUUGCCGAAGUUGGUGUACCGCUCGGCAGAGAGAUAGGGAUCCUCCGGGGGAUGGCAUCUGCACUGCUUUCGUAUCUCACCGCUGCAGGAGACAAGGUGCAGAACCAGACAGUUGUGGACGAAGCACGAAACAUCGUGUCUCAACUGAGCGCUGUACGCUUCUCUGACAUCGCGCCUCCCGAUCUCGAGGCCGAACGCCAUGCGCGGGACCACCUCGAGGCCGCUGCCCCCGAAACUAUCGAGGAGAUGGAGGUGGAAAUGAAUGAGGAGCUGAAGGAGAAGCAGGAUCUGGAGAGCUUGGAAGACAUGUUGGUGCGGAUGAGUGCUGGUGGAUCUGCACCUGCACCUGCGCGGAAACCUAGUGUAGACGACGUGCGGCGGCUGAAGGAACGGCUGUUAGCCCUCUCUGAGGAAGUAGGACUCUCAUUGCAAUGGAGUUGACGCUAUUGGAGGCACCCAGGGUCUCGCAAGAUCUGAGCACUUCCUGCGGCUCAUCGAGACGCAUUGCAGCGUCGGAACACAGAAUUUGUCACGUCUCGAGGGCCCGACAGCUCAAGAUCGACCUGCCUGGUGCUGACCGCCCAUAAAAAAUGCAGCGAGGGAAAUUAUUCAAUUUCAUUAAACGUGGUUCAUGCGUUAGGGAGGGCCGUCUAACGUUCGCGGC